UCUGUUCUAUAAAAACCCAUCUCUUCCUUGUUUCGCUCUCAACCCAUUAUUCUUCCUCCUCUCUUUGACGCAAGCAACCAAACCCGCAUCUCUCUCUCGCUCGCUCCGAUCUCCCUUCGAUUACACUCCCCACCUUCAUCGGUUUCAACUCUUUCUCGAACACCUCGCCAUGGAACAAAACUUCUUUGAGCCUCAGGGACACUUUGAGUCAGAUGGAGAUGUUUCGGUCAAGAAGUGGAAAUCAAUGUCAGCCCCUACUACAGUCUCGGACAAUGAUAGUGGCUGCUUUGAGUGCAACAUAUGCUUUGAUUCAGCACAUGAACCAGUGGUGACACUCUGUGGUCACCUGUACUGCUGGCCUUGCAUUUACAAAUGGCUUCAGGUCCCGAGUGCUUCUGAUGAACCAAACCAGCUGCAGCAAACCUGUCCUGUCUGUAAGGCUAACAUUUCCCCAUCCUCAGUGGUUCCCCUCUAUGGCCGUGGUGCAGGUUCAAAAGGAAAGAAACCCAAUUUGGAUCUGGUCGUACCACGUAGACCACCACCUAGGUUGGACACUUUGAUUACAUCUACUAGCCCUACAUCACCUUCAAGACAGCAACUUCAUUCAAAUUAUUUCCAUGCACAAACACAUCCAGAGUCAGUUUAUGAUCAAUACAGCCCUUAUGGAGGUUAUGCCACAAAUUCAGAAUCAGCUUAUCUUGGCAGUACGAUGUUGACACAUUUAUCCAAUCCAACGAUAGGAAUGGUUGGAGAGUUUGUGUUUGCAAGGAUGUUUGGCAGCUCAGACACAAAUUUGUUUACUUAUCCUUAUCUGAAUUCAUACCCGCCCAGCAGUCCUAGGAUGAGAAGACAGGAAGUUCAGCUUGACAAAUCUCUUAAUAGAGUCACCAUCUUUCUUUUCUGCUGCUUUAUUUUGUGUCUUCUCUUGUUCUGAAGUCUGAACAUAUUCUUUGGUAGAUUUGCUGUUGUACAGUUGUAAGAAAUGGCCGUCCCUAUAGAUUAGACAUGCUGUUAGAGAUUUUGCACGAAGGACUCUUGUAUUAUCGAGACAUCUGUACAUAAAAUUUCUAAUGCUAAAUUGGUUCAUUUUUUUUUUCCUUAUUAA
Molecule: messenger RNA, 1105 nt
Organism: Rosa rugosa (rugosa rose)
Lineage: Eukaryota; Viridiplantae; Streptophyta; Magnoliopsida; Rosales; Rosaceae
Product: E3 ubiquitin-protein ligase RMA3
Exons: 2
Coding region: 170-934 (254 amino acids)
Biological process (GO): ubiquitin-dependent protein catabolic process
Cellular component (GO): endoplasmic reticulum
Molecular function (GO): ubiquitin protein ligase activity; metal ion binding; ubiquitin-like protein conjugating enzyme binding
Source: RefSeq, a predicted model, not a curated record